UCCGAGGGAAGUUGUCUAUCGACAACAGGAUGAAAGGUAAGAAGGCAGACAAGAAGAAGUCGGGUGAUACAAUGUAUCCACACAACCUAGGAUUUUCCGCUUUGGAUUCAAUAAAUGCUAAAGUCAAUGAUGCCUUGGCUGAAUUUGAUAAAGAAAUGGACUGGUUGCAUGAACUGUUGUUUGAAUGUAAGAAGACGUUUGCAAAGCCUGAGAUACAGCUGUUACCAAAAACACCUUCACAGAAGAGAGGGAGAAAAGCAAAAAGACCAACUAAAUUUUCAGAUUCUGAGGACGUGUUUGAGCCAGCUUCAAAAAGACAAAGUCUAAAACUUGAUGAUGGUGAGGAAGCUGACGUGGAAGAGAACUGUUUGAGCUCUCCACCAAACAGGUCAUACAGAACAAGAGCCACAUCAAGGACUGCCACCACUGCCAGACCAAAAAGGAACACCCGCACCACAAAAAAUGUGAAGAUAAAAACAGAAACAACUAAAGAACCAGUUAUGUCGUUCACAAAACAAAUAGAAUCACAGAUGGCUGAAAGCAGAACGCCUGUAAAAGAAUAUUCAAUAAAUCCUGAAAAUGCAGAUACAAAUUUGACACCUAUUAAUAAAGUGAAUAGUGUAACACUGUUGACAGACAAAGUGUGUGAUAUGGAUACAGAAACUCCCUGCAAAGGUCCUCAGAUUGAUUAUGCGCAGGAGACGGAAACCCCCAAAGGUCCUCAGAUAGAUAAUGCGCAUGAGACAGAAACACCUCAAUUCUCAAAUGAUAAAGACAUAAUAGUCCAAGAAACACCAGAAAUGAUUAUUUCUGCUCCAUCAACACCUGUAACAGUUGUGAAGGCAGCACGUUCUGAUGAAAAUACACCCAUUACUCCAAACACUACACAAACCAUUCAGGAGAGUCCUGAAAAAAUAGUAAAAGACAGUUCUGAGUCACAGGAUAAAAAACCAAGAAAUAGUGUUAGAAAAUCACUUAAACAUGGUAAAACUUUGAAUUCUUCAUCAAGACUGUCUUCUAUUAAACGUUUGUCUGUGGCUGCUUUACAUGCUGUAGAGACGGCAGCCAAGCAGUCAAUGCUUCAACAAUCAGAAUCUUCAGAUGAAUUGUCCCAGUCAAAGGUACAGAGCCCAGAAGAAAAACCUGUUCGUGCACGUACAAGACUACGAUUGAAGAAGGGUUCACAGAAUACUGAUAGUGUUUCCUCCGUUGCAUCAGACAAAUCAGCAACAUCAUCACAGGGAUCGGUUGCAGAUCUUGAUAACACGUCAGAAGAUGACAAACCACAACGAAGUACCAGAACAAAAACUAGGAAACCCAAGACAGAAUCUGUGUCAAAAACCAGAACGAAAACACGUAAUAAACAUCAAUCUGGUCAGGAUCAGUCAUCAGCUGACUUAAGUGAUGACGAAGUCAUGUUGAUCAGUGAUUGUGAUUCACCAAAAUCUAAAGAACAUCAAAGACUAAGUGCUAAUACUACAGAAGAUGAUUGUGCUUUUACAAAUGACAUUAAACCUGUGAGGGCCAGCACGAGGACAAAGCAAAAGAAGAACUCAAGUAAAGUUGACUCUGAAAAUGAGGAUUCUGGUAUCUGUUCUAAAUCACAGUCAGAGACUAGUAUUCCAAGAACACGGUCAAAGAUGCGACCACCAAAAUCAUCGACAAUGUCUUCUGAUGAACAGAGUGAAAAAGAGGAACGAUUCGUCAAACCAGAAAAUCCACCACCAAGAACAAGAACAAAAACCAAAAAGAGAGUGUUGUCAGAUGAUGAAGCAGAUAUGUCUAUAUCAAAAAAAAGUUGUCUGGAUCAAAACGAUAUUUCAGAUAUGUCUGUUGGUUUACCUAUCAGUAAUAGUACCUUUAUGUCAGGGAAACAAGAUGAAACAAAACAGUUUACUGAUGAGGAAUGUGCCAGCAGUAGCAGUGACUAUGAUUCUCCAGUUUGCCCUAAAGACAAGGUGAUUAGACCUAAGCCAAAUAUCAAGACCUUCCAGCAUAAUCUUAGCACUAAAGUAGUUCUUUCUAACAAGCCAGGCAUUGUCAAGUCUUUCAUUAAGAGAAACAGUCCUGUUAAAAAAUUAACACCAAAGCAAGCACACGAGCAAAGAAAAAGAGAACUUUUGGAGAAAGAGAGAAAAGAGCAGGAAAGAUUACAAAGAAGACAAAUUGAGAUGCAACAGAAGAUAGAAGAACAAAGAAAGAAAAAUGAUGAAAAGAUGAAGAAAGUUGCUGACGCAAGAGAACAGAAAGCCAAGCGAGACCAAGAAAUUAGAGAAAAGUUAAUGAAGAAAUUAGAAGAAAAGAGACAUCUAACUGAAAAACAAAAAGAAGAAAAGGCAAAAGAAGACCAAGAAAAACAGCACUUGAGAGUGAAGAAGUUGUAUGAGGCAGAAGAAAGAAGAAAAAAAGAGGAAGAUGAACGACAGCAGAAAAUACAACUUCAGGAGGAAGAAAAUAGAAUGUUAAAGGAGGUGAUGAUAAGGAAGAAAGAUUUUGAGGAACAGGAAAGACAGAAGAAAGUAGCAGAAGAAAAAAGAAAGUAUGAAGAAAGGGUGGCAGCAAUGGCAGCUUUAGAUAAGGAAAGACAGGAAGAAAGAGAAGCGAGAGAGGAGGAAAAGGCAAAGGAACAACAAAAGAUCAGAGAAGAAAGGGAAAAACAAAUGGCUCUGGAGAAAGCUGCAAAAGAAAAGCAAGCAUUAGAACAGAAGAAACAAAAAGACAAGCUAUUAAAAGAAAGAAUGGAAAAGAUCAAGGAGCUGGAAAAGAAAAGACUUGCAGAGGAAGAAAAACUACGAGCUGACCUAAAAGAACGGGAUGAAGCAGUGAAACAGAUUAUCAAUAAUCACAAUACAAGCUUGAAAAAUACCAAAGAAGAAAUUCUAAGGGCUGCCUACUCAAGUGCUUUAGCUGGCCUGAAUACAACACAGACUUAUAGUAAACCUCAUAAUCCAGACUCAUAUGAUAUGACUCCAGCUAAAACAUACAAACCCAGUACUUUUGAAACAUAUGACAUAUCAGGGUUGAAAUCUGAUGACUCAACAGAUGAUGAAGAUGCUCCAAAGAAAAGGAUUCCUCCAUGGGCUUCAGGUCCAAACUUAAAGGCUGCUCUGAUAAACCAACAUUACCAUCCUCCAGAUUUAGAGAGCAUGUUUGAUGAAAUAUCACCUCCAGACCUCAAUGAACUUUUUGUUAAGAAAAAGGCCAGAUUUAACAAACGUACAAGUUCAGCACACUGGGACUCUCCCAUUAUGCGUCCUGGAUCAGUUGUGUUGAAUUGGUAAAGAAAAAAGUUGUGAUUAUAUUAUGUGUGCAACUGCAAUAAAGGACUGGUCCAUCCACAUUCAUUUGAUAUUUGUUGGUGAUGCAGAGAUAUGAUUUAGGUUUCAUAUAUUUCAGCAAAAAAGACAUCCAUUUAAUUUAAAUUUCGUAUAAUAUGGAAUACAAUGUCUUUAUUUUUGUCCAAUAUUGUAGAGGUAAAAUCAGAAGGGAGGAUAAAAGGUGUGGAUUAAUAAAUUUAUAUAAGAAUCAUGGAUAUAUCAUCAGUGAGGGUGAAACAGUGUAUGAUAAGUUAGAUUUGAGAGAUUUUUUGUGUUUGCUUGAGGCAACAAUAUUUUGUGCGGAAUUUGAAGUUGACAGAUGCUACAUUUGCAUGGUGAAUUCUGAUUGAGUUUGUGUGAAGAUUUUAUACUUGAAGGUUAUCUUUCUUGACAUGAAAUUUUAUGUUUUUUUAUUCAUAAUCAUAAUUUGUGGUGUUUAUAAUGUACUUGCUGUCUACAAAAAAAUUUCACUAGUGAGAAGAACACUCAUAAAUGUUAAAACUAUAAUAAUUGCAUCAAUUUGGCACAUAAAGAAAUUUGUUAAAAUUAUAAAGUAGGAAAGUUUAUUUAUAUUAAUUCAAACUUUGAAGAACAAUAAAUUCUUGAUCUUGAAUAAAAGGUAAACAUGAUAAAUUAAGAGAUUUACACCCCGGAUUGGUUGAAUAAUUAUCUAUUUUAAUUUAAUCAGUUCAAACUUUUCACAGAUACAUUUCAGUUAUUGUGGAUUCAUAAUUAUUCGUUGGAUACCAAUUUUUAUGUACUUCCUGGGUACAGAGGAACCACACAUUAAAAUGUUUAGCAAAUUACAAAUUUCUAUAGGUAUGUAUGCAGACUGGCAAAACCAAAAACAAAAAUUGAAUAUCCACGAAAAUGACAUUUUCCUCUUUCCACAAAAAUUGGUAUCAACAAAAAUAAAUGUCAGAAUCCACAGUAUAUGCUUAUGCCAAUCGAAUGUACAAGUUUUUUCUAGGGAUCAUGUAAAUCUCUCCAUGCAAAUGUUGCGCUGGCGUGUGUGUAUAGGUAGCAUGUUGUUUGCUUGAUCAGAAGAAUGUAGGAGGGAAAGAAUGAGUGAGAAACAAGAAAUGAUAGUUUAUGUGGCUA
Molecule: messenger RNA, 4418 nt
Organism: Mytilus californianus (California mussel)
Lineage: Eukaryota; Metazoa; Mollusca; Bivalvia; Mytilida; Mytilidae
Product: inner centromere protein-like
Exons: 19
Coding region: 30-3281 (1083 amino acids)
Biological process (GO): mitotic cytokinesis; metaphase chromosome alignment; meiotic spindle midzone assembly
Cellular component (GO): nucleus; midbody; chromosome passenger complex
Molecular function (GO): protein serine/threonine kinase activator activity
Source: RefSeq, a predicted model, not a curated record